AUGACCAUCACUUCAAGCUUUCUGUGUUUGUUGAUCCUUCUUUUGUUUUGCCUCUCGUGUGGAUAUUCCCCUCAUGGAGAUAAGAAUGAAAAGCCAAGUGUUGACGUUGUUUCAAAUGCGAAGCAUGUUGGUGGUAAUGAUGCAAUGAAGAAGGUGCAAGUACAAGGAAGAAGUGGAGAAGAGUUUAGUAAGGAGACGACGAUGAUGAAGAUGAAUUCGAAGAGGCCAACAGAGAAGGAGACAAGUGUUGAGGAUGAGGAUGAUCUUGUUGCCUACACAGCUGAUUACUGGAAACCAAGGCACCAUCCUCCCAAGAACAACUGAGCAAAUUUAUCUUAUGUUUAUAUAAAAGACCCAACAAAAUCGUCCUUAUUAAAUAUUAAUCAAUAUCACUAUAUAAGAUAUUAUACAUACAUACAUUAAUAUAUAUAUGGGUAAUUUUGAGCUUUGUGUUUGUAACAUCUUUAUAUUUAUAUAUAUAUAUAUACAUAAAUUUGGUAUGUAU
Eruca vesicaria subsp. sativa (arugula) is the source of this 505-nucleotide messenger RNA. NCBI's taxonomy places the organism in Eukaryota, Viridiplantae, Streptophyta, Magnoliopsida, Brassicales, Brassicaceae. The record is from the annotation of a GenBank genome assembly.